AUGAGUGCUGACCAAGUUUCAUCCUUGUUGGGCCAAGGAACAACAAAAACAUACAACAUUCCCAUUGAACAUCUGGACUAUAAAUUUAUUGAAACAUCUACAGAUGUUAAAUAUUUGGAAAAGAUUCUCAGGAUACUAAGGUCUGGUGAGGAGGGCUUUUAUCCUGAUCUUAUCUUAUUUUGUGAAAAACGCAUUGAGUCUUUGGCUCCAAAUAGCAGAGCUCUGAGAAGAGAGAAACCUGCAGCCACCGUUUCUGAUUUUACUGCUGAGGAAUGGGAAAAGAUAAAUAAUGAAAUGAAGAGCUGGGUUACAGAAAUGAAAGAAGAAGAGUAUAAAAUGCGGUAUCCUACAACAGAUGUAUUCAAGGAGAAUGUGGAAAAUUUGCCACCUGUUCGUACUUCAGAUAGCACUUAUCCCUCUGGUCAGAGUAAAACUUCAAAGAAGAAACAAACGAAGAAGAAAAAUAUACCAAAGAAUUACAGAGAGUGGGAUAAGUUUGAUGUGGAAAAAGAAUGUUCCAAAAUUGAUGGAAAUGAAGAAAACAAAUUUAACGCCAGCUUUAGUGCUAACAGAAAUUUACCAAAAAUGAAGAUAGACACAACAGGUAUGACAACAAAAGAAAAGACAUUUAUUGCUAAUCGUGAAAAGGAAAAAGGCAAUGAAGCAUUUGUCACGGGAGACUACAAAGAAGCAGUUGCCUACUAUAUUCGGAGCAUAUCUGCAUUCCCCACCAUGGUUGCAUACAAUAACAAAGCUCAAGCAGAAAUAAAACUCCAGAAUUGGCAUGUUGCUCUUCAGGAUUGCGAGACUGUAUUAAACAUGGACCCUGGAAACAUAAAAGCUCUUAUGCGCCGUGCCACUGUAUACAAAAAUCUACAGGAUUUCAAAGCGGCUGCAGAAGAUUUGAAGGAAGUGUUGCAUAUUGAGCCAGAAAAUGCCAUAGCUAAAAAAAAUCUGUCAGAUAUUGAGAAGAAUCUGAAAGAGUCAGAAUCUAUAUCUCAGUCUCAGACCAGAGGGAAAAGAAUACUUAUUCAAGAUAUAGAAGGCUCAGAUGGUGAUGAAGAACAAGAAGGAAAUGAAAAUGGCAGUGGAAAUAAAAAAUCUGCUGUGCUAGUGGGAGGAGAGAUCACAAGUGAGAAGACUGAAAUGGGGAACGCACAAAAGAAGUUCCCCAGCAAAGGCGAUGGCAGUAAAUCGGAAUACAAGGAAGCCCAGAAACACAGGGACCCUUCAGAGAGUGUCAAAAAAGGCACGCCUGAAAAAAAGACACACAAAGUUGUCCAGAAUUGUGGAGGUGAAGUAAAUGGCUGUCUGGGCAAUGGUAGAAGUAAUAGUGAGAAGAGGGAAGUGAAAGCAAAGGAUGCAGAAUCUUCAUCAGCUGGAGCCAGCAGUUCUACUUUGCUCCCUCCUACUGCAGCAAAACUGAAAUCUGAAGGAAAUGAAUUAUUUAAGAAUGGGCAAUUUGGAGAGGCCGUGCUCAAGUACUCGGAGGCAAUUGAAAAUGUCAUCAGUUCAGGAAUCCAAACUCCAGAGGAUCUAAGUAUUUUGUAUUCAAACCGAGCAGCAUGUUACCUAAAAGAAGGAAACUGUGUUGACUGCAUUCAGGACUGUAACAGUGCACUAGAACUUCAUCCAUAUUCUCUUAAACCUCUUCUACGUCGAGCAAUGGCCUAUGAGUCCAUGGAACGAUAUCGACAGGCAUAUGUUGAUUACAAAACAUUAUUACAAAUAGACAGUGGGAUCCAAGCAGCAAAUGACAGUGUUAACAGGAUAACAAGAACUUUAAUAGAUCAGGAUGGCCCAACUUGGAGGGAGAAGCUGUCCCCGAUUCCUGUUGUUCCUGUUUCUGCUCAGUUACACUGGUGGGAUGGAGGAAGCUUGACUUCAGAGACAAAGCAAAAGAAAACUACAGUCAGGGAUGGAGAUCAACAAUCACAGAUUCCUAGUGAAACCCCAGAAGAGAUGUUCAAGACUCUGAAGAACAAAGGGAAUGAAUUUGUGAAAAAGGGCAGCUAUGAAGAAGCGUUGAAGAAGUACAAUGAGUGCAUAAAGUUAAAUUCCCAGGAACUGACCAUCUACACUAACAGGGCCCUUUGUUGCUUGAAGCUGUUUCAGUAUGAAGAAGCCAAAAAAGAUUGUGAUUAUGUUCUUCAGACAGAUGACUCCAAUAUAAAAGCUUUAUAUAGACGAGCUCUAGCAUACAAAGGGUUAGAGAACUACGAAGCUAGUAUUGAUGAUUUGAAUAAAGUUCUUCUAAUAGAUCCAAGUAUUGAUGAAGCAAAGAAGGAGUUGCAGGAAACAACUCGGUUGCUGAAACUCAAAAAUGAAGUUACAGAAAACACAAAACAGAAGCAAAGGAGAAAAAUUGAAAUUGAAGAGGUGAAUGAAUGUGAGGAAGAGGAAGAUGGAGAGACCCGUGCUUCAGAGAAUGCUACAGGAAAUUACCACAGUGCUAAAGAAGAGCUUAAAAUGAGAGUGCCAAUGAAUAGCUCAGAAAAACUAAUAAUUUCUAAGCCAUCAAAUGCCUAUGAAUUUGGUCAGAUUAUCAAUGUUGUGAAUGCCAAUAAAGACAUCACUGCUUGUGCAGAGCUCUUAACAAUGAUUGAGCCAAAAGAUUUGCCAGUACUUCUAAGCAACAAACUAGAAGGAGAUAUUUUUCUAAUCUUUAUCCAAGCCCUGCAGUCUGAUGUAUUUUGCCAGGACUCCGGCCGAGUGUAUCAGCAUCUUGUCCACCUGAGUAAAGCAGAAAGGUUUAAGCUGGUGUGCUCACUGCUUAGUAGGAAUGAAGUGGAACAGGUUCAACAGCUGUUUGAUUCCCUUUCCAAAGAGCGAACCCAACAAUUUUCUUUAGAAGACCUGGAGAGCCUUAAGAGAGACUUUGAUCUUUAAGCAACUUCGUUUUGGAAUUGCCUCUUGCAUGCAUUCUGUUGAUGCUUGUAGGAUGGCAUAUAAACUAUGCAGACUUGCAUGGGAUAAAGUCAGUCUUUUAUCUGGACUGUUUGAUAUGCUGCACAUUUUACAUACACAUUGAAAAGCUGCUCUUCCAUCUUGUAUAUAUUUUAUCCUACAGACUACGCAUGCAUGACUUUAUGUUAAAGGGGCUAUUCACUCACUACUUGGUUCCUGUAAUUAUACCAGGAGAGGGGUGAGAAGCAGGACUCAGACUCAAGGGGAAAGAAAUUAAGAAUAGACUGUGCUUGGUAAAGAUAUGGUCCUCAGGGCCCAGCAGGAAGUGAACAGUCCUUAAAAUGUAGGUCCCACAAAACAGUAUAAUGACCUGCUAAUUAGAAUAUACUCAACUACUUUGAAAGGUAUUCAUGAGGUUCUAUGUAGUCAUCCAUUUGCUAUAUAUUUUGGUUAUACUGCUUUUUUUGUUAUAUAGGAAUCUUCUACUGUUCAGAGACGGCUGACACUUAGCACAAUUGAUGGACAAUGUCUUCUAUAUAAGCCCCAUUGACUGAUUGGUAAUUGUGCAUUUUUCUCUCAGUGGGGCUUGUGCUAAAAGACAUUUCCACCAGUGCAUUGUGCCUAUACUCUUCACUUUUCCUGCUAGGUAAUAUGGCUACUUACGUACAUCCACCUAACUGCAGUGCAGCCGAAACCAGCCUCUGCUUCCAUCUGCCACCAGUCUACCUGGGCAGACACUCACAUCUGGCUCCCACUGAGCAUGGCUUCAAAGGAAAACACAACUCAUUUCUUCUCAUCUUGUGUCAGUGCUACUAACUUAAAUAUGUGCAGUUAUGUGCUUGAUGGCACUGAAUGUGUACAUUUAAAUCAACCCCUUGGUCCUCUUCUAUUUUGCUUCUUCUGGGUUAUGUAAAGAUACUUUUAUACAGCCUGUGCACUACUGGUGAAUGGCAGAGAUAAAGCAGAAUAGGUGAUGAUAAAUGUUUUGAAGCAAUAGAACUAUUAUAUUUUUAAACUGGAGACUAGUAAUUUAUUAUUAGUGUGUGUAUCAAAUUUUAUUAUGGGAGAGGUUGCCCAGGUUCUUGCACUAUUUUAAAGGUGGUAUUAUUUGUCAAAGAAUUUCUGUAUUAAAUACAUAACUGAAAUGUUAUAUGUAGGUUAAAAACGUACCCACUUGAAAUUGUUUCCCUUGAAAAGCCUUUGACACAAAUAUUUAAAAAAUAA
This is a messenger RNA of Elgaria multicarinata webbii, 4131 nucleotides long. RefSeq names its product sperm associated antigen 1 (gene SPAG1). The coding region runs from base 1 to 2889 and encodes 962 amino acids. Gene Ontology annotation, cellular component: cytosol. Gene Ontology annotation, biological process: axonemal dynein complex assembly. The transcript has 18 exons. The record is from RefSeq and is a predicted model, not a curated record. Gene Ontology annotation, molecular function: protein binding. Lineage: Eukaryota; Metazoa; Chordata; Lepidosauria; Squamata; Anguidae.